Molecule: messenger RNA, 3565 nt
Organism: Abrus precatorius (Indian licorice)
Lineage: Eukaryota; Viridiplantae; Streptophyta; Magnoliopsida; Fabales; Fabaceae
Product: protein OS-9 homolog
Exons: 8
Coding region: 162-1052 (296 amino acids)
Biological process (GO): retrograde protein transport, ER to cytosol; endoplasmic reticulum unfolded protein response
Cellular component (GO): endoplasmic reticulum lumen
Source: RefSeq, a predicted model, not a curated record
GAAGAGAAAGAGGAAUGUAUAAAAGGGGAGGGGUUUGUGUGACGUGGCAACGCUGGAUUGGUGAAUAGACGUGGAAGCAGAGAGAUUUGCGUGCAAUGUUUGUGAAUUUUUGUUGAAGUUGAGCAUUGAAGGUGGGUUUGUGUAAGUGGUUUAAGGAGACGAUGAAGGCAUUGAUUUUGGUGUUGAUAUUCUUCUCUUUCACCCUUUCCUUCUCCAAACAAAUCUUCCCUGCUCAUAUCGGUAGCAUUUUUGGCGGUGGCGGUGGCGGUGGCAGCUCUCGCGGACCUAAAUACAAGAUCGAAUUCCAUCCCCAAGAUUCCCCUUUUCACCCUGAUGAUGAUCAGGAAUCUGUUGUCAUGCCGGACAAAAAUGGACAGAAAUUUAUAUGUUACUUGCCUAAAGUGGAAAAGGAGAAAAGUGGAAAACCUGUUAUCCAGCACAAUAUUAGCAGUAUGAUUGUUGAAACUGAGAAAAGGAUUAAACAGAAGACACCUGAUGAACUGCUAGAAGUAUUAAAGGGUCCAUGCUUUAUCAGACAAGAAGGUUGGUGGUCAUAUGAAUUUUGCUAUCAAAAGAAGUUGCGGCAACUGCAUUUGGAAGAUGAUAAGGUAGUCCAGGAGUUUGUCUUGGGAGAGUAUGAUCCAGAGGCUACUGCUGCAUUUAACCAAAAUCUUUCAGACAUUUCUACAUUGAAGGAUCCCCGCUCAAAGGAUGCAUCUCAAAGGUAUCAUGCUCAUCAAUAUACUAAUGGGACCAUAUGUGAUCUCACAAAUAAGCCAAGAGAGACUGAGGUGAGGUUUGUAUGCUCGGAACCAAGAGCAAUGAUUAGUUCAAUCACGGAAAUUUCCACUUGCAAGUAUGCACUCACAAUUCAUUGUCCCACACUAUGCAAACACCCAUUGUUCCAAGAGGAGAGACCAGUAUGGCACACCAUCGACUGUAAUGCACUUCCUAAGAAUUACGAGGAUAGUAAAGUGAGACAAGAAAACACAAAUAUGGAGAUUGUUAUGAUCACAGAUUCCGAAAUUAAUGACUCAGAGUCGGAACAAUGAUGUAAAUAUACACAACGAGUUAAUGAGAAUGGGGAAAAAAGGCAAUAGGUCAGGUUGCUGGCACGUAUUUUCUACAGUAUCAAAAGAGAGGUAAAAAAAAAACGUAUUUUCUACUAGUCCGCUUUCCAAACAGUGGAUAGACAUAGUGCUUUCUAACUUUCGAAAGAUCAUAUCUCCAGUAAAAGUAAAGUUCAUCUUGUCGAGGCUCUUGGAGCUUGUGCAAGAUUUUUGUUUUAUUCUUCGCGUUAUUAUUAUUUGGAAACAGGACUUCUAUUAUUAUUAUUCUUUGCUAACAUAUUCUUCAUACAUUUUGGUUGCAUAUUUAUAUGCAAAUAUUAUUCUUGAAAAAUCCAAUUUUGAAGAGUACGUAUUAUGUGAGGAAAUUGAGGAAUGUAUAACGUUUAUUUAGGGGAACCGGCUUUGAAUGCAUCCGACACAAUCAAGGUGAAGUUGUUAAUUAGGGGGGAAAUGAAAUGCAAUGAAUCGGGAAGACGAAAUCAAUAAGAACAAGGUCAUUCUACGUUUUAGUAGGGCAUGCAAAUAUGGACGAUUCAAGAGGAAGUAAUGGGAUUUCUCUGAAUCAUAUCACUGAGUAUACCUUUCACGAUAAAUGAGUCACUCGUGAUUUUUGACAUGGCUGUUUUACAUGGGAAGCUAAUACCCCCUGUUUGGACGUGUGAAAGAAGAAAUUCUUACUUCCUAGAGGUCUUAACGUGUGUUUGGUUUUCUCUUUAGAAUAGAACUAAAUAAAUGUUUGAAUUUAUGUAAAAAAAAAUUCCUUUCAUGUUUUUCCCUUCGUAAUGUGUGCAAUGACCUAUCAGAAUAUAUCCAAACAUUUAGACAAAAUAAAAGCUUACUUUACGAAAUAACUUGUUUAAACCGUUGAUUGAGACAAGAAUACCUAUUUUUUACAUAGGAGAAAACAGUGUAAAUUGCUGCGCAUAUGGUCAAGUUUUUUUAAAUUCGAGGGCAUCCUUUAGGAUGAAUUGUUAGAUAGACAAUGACAUCUUAGUUGGAGUGUCCUAUGGUUGAGGACAACUCUAGUUUAUGCACGAUAUAAUCACGAAAUAAAGUAUUGAACUUAAUUAGGUUGUACGUUAGAAACAAUAGGUGACAAAUCUGUUGAGCACUUUGGCCUGGCAUACCUUUUUGAGAAUUACUUUUGGAAAUUUCAAAAGCAAUUUAAGUAUCUAAUACUAAAUGGAAUUAAUAUCAUUAGAACUCCAAGGAGUGAGCACAUAUUCAUAGUACACAUUUACACAUUGCGCUAUAUACACAAGCGCCCUGAAAGUUAAGGGCAGAAAUACAUUCAUUAUCUAUGUCAUCCUGCUAUUUACAUAAACUGACCAUUAUUCUUUAAAAUAAUUUUCUUCUUACUGGGACGGAACAGCCUUCCCACAACUAUCUGCUGACUCAACUAAAGCGAUGUACUCAGUUAUGGCUUCCCCUUCUACAUUAAUGUCAAUGUCGUAAUCCGCUAAGGCAUCUGCUUUUGCUAUAUCUGCAGAGAGCUCAUCUUCCAUCUCUAUAUCUCGUUCUUCUGUUUUACUGUAAUCAGAUGGAUCUUCAACCUCAUUCAUCAUAUCUAGCAUAUCAGAAUUAACAUUGUCUGAUACAGGAGCAGAUGAACUUGCACUGCCAUGGGGAGCAGCAGUUGCUUGAGGUUGCGUAUUUACAUCAGCAGAUGUGGGAUCAGUAUCAGGUUGUGCUGUCAGUCUUUGCAAUACUUGUUCUAAGGUACCACCAGCCUCAAAAGCAGCAACCACUGCCAAAAAAAAAAAAAAACAGCUGUAUCAGAACGCAGUAGAACAGCCCUAUAUGUCUAUAUAACCAGGUAUCACCUAGGCACAUUGUUGUGCCUUGAAUCUAGACAACAACUAUACCUAUUGAUCUUUCAAAACCCAUUUGCACAACUUUUUCAAUAGCAGAAUCUUUUGCUUGUUUCUCUCUCUUCCUUUUCCUUGUCUCGAUAUUAACCUUCAUGUGAUGAGAGUAAGUAGGAAUAUUAUUUGAAGUUACAUAGGAUUUUGUGAAGACAUAUAGUAACCUGUAAAGAAGAAUUAGUUUCUGGAUUUGUCAAAUCAUCCAAUGCCUUCUGAGAAUCGUUUUCAUUUUUUCUAAGGGCUUCAGCAGCAAGCUCCUUAUCAAACCUGCCAGAAUAGUAGCAAGUGUCAAGUCUGACUAGUACAGUGUAUGCAAGUUCUGUGAAACAGAUUUAUAAAAUACUAAUCUAAUAUGAUUAGCAAGCAAAGACUGAAAAAAAAGAAAUACAACAAUUAAUCCAUGUUGGAAAUGCAAUAUGGAACUACAGAUAGUGACCAGCCAAGGAUGUUCGUUUAAAUCACGAAGAGGCCUCUCAAACAUUACCAAAUACCGAAACCAACAAUACAACUAAAAAAUAACACUCACCCAAUAGAGACCAAUUCCUUCAAUCUCUCAAGAUCCACAGCUUUCUUUAAGGGUGUCAUCCCAUACAUCUUUUGCUCCCUGGAUGGAAGCUAUUUAGAAAGAGA